UAAGAUCAUGUCGGUGGACAUAGAAAAUAACCAGUAAUAACCACAUACUAAACACUCAAAAUGUAUCACCGUCCAGCUAUACUAGCCAGACGAACCAUCCACGAACAUGUCAGCAAACGCAUCCGAACCUGGACCUUCGACUUCCGUGGCCAACAGCGCGGCCGUAGAGCAGAAACCGUUGGAGCAGCUUGGAACGCUCGAGGAAGAUGACGAGUUCGAGGAGUUCCCUGUAGAAGACUGGGACGAAUCGCAAACGACCCUCGCCGUCCUGACAAAACAAGCUCAACAGCAGACCAAUCAAGCCGGAGGAGCGGGUGCGAAUGGAGCUGCAGCUGUAGUGGGAGCUCAGCUUUGGGAGGAUAACUGGGACGAUGAUGAUAAGGAGCCGCCGUUCGUGCAGCAGUUGAGGGCCGAGCUGAAAUCCCAGAACGACGCCGACGCCAUGAAACUCUAAAGAAACCACUUCUCCCUGUCUCUCCACCUCGCACAACCUCACCGCGACCCAGCUUCACACCACACCCCCUCAUCAUCUUUCACUGCAAUCUGCGGUCUGCCUCCUUUAUGCGACUUGGAUGGAUAGCAUGAGGACGGCACUUGAGAUGACCUCGCUCUGAACGAAAGACGCGAACUGGGUAACGGGGUGGUUGGGAUUAUGGGGUUUGCUACUACUUUAACGAUCUCGCUUCCCGUGUUUUGUAAUCGUAUCAAAAUGAAUUCAUUUACGUUCUUUGCAAGA
Molecule: messenger RNA, 736 nt
Organism: Filobasidium floriforme
Lineage: Eukaryota; Fungi; Basidiomycota; Tremellomycetes; Filobasidiales; Filobasidiaceae
Exons: 5
Coding region: 107-454 (115 amino acids)
Biological process (GO): mRNA export from nucleus; proteasome assembly; double-strand break repair via homologous recombination
Cellular component (GO): proteasome complex; proteasome regulatory particle, lid subcomplex
Source: RefSeq, a predicted model, not a curated record